UCCGAAACCCACCACCAAAUAGCAGAAGAUCGCAAAAGCAUUACUCCCUACAAGCACUCCUUCAAUCCACUGAGAAGUUUCAGUUCGUCCAAACACAGAGAGCUUCAGCAAUGUCGCUGGUGAGGCGCAGCAACGUGUUCGACCCCUUCUCCAUGGACCUCUGGGACCCCUUCGACAACAUGUUCCGCUCCAUCGUCCCGUCGGCAGGCUCCGACUCCGACACCGCCGCCUUCGCCAACGCCCGCAUCGACUGGAAGGAGACCCCCGAGGCGCACGUGUUCAAGGCCGACCUCCCCGGCGUCAAGAAGGAGGAGGUCAAGGUCGAGGUGGAGGACGGCAACGUGCUGGUGAUCAGCGGCCAGCGCAGCAAGGAGAAGGAGGACAAGAACGACAGGUGGCACCGCGUCGAGCGCAGCAGCGGCCAGUUCAUGAGGCGCUUCCGCCUGCCGGAGGACGCCAAGACGGAGCAGGUGAAAGCCGGGCUGGAGAACGGCGUGCUCACGGUCACCGUGCCCAAGGCCGAGGGGAAGAAGCCCGAGGUGAAGAGCAUCCAGAUCUCCGGCUGAGCGGUCAUGGACGGACUCGUGGGGUGAGCAUGCGGCGGACGGAGGAUCUGCGGUUUGAGCUACUUGUAUGUCGUUGGUUACUCUGCUUUGGUAUGUUUGGUGUGUUCUGUUCCAGCGUUCCAUGGUAGUGGCUACUAGUAGUGUCAUGUGUCUGUACUCUGUACUUUCCCUCUUCGGUGAGCUUGGCUCAGUAUGUUCUGCGAGUGAAUAAAUAAAAGAAAGCAGUUCUUGUUGUGUCCA
Setaria italica (foxtail millet) is the source of this 806-nucleotide messenger RNA. Its product is annotated as 16.9 kDa class I heat shock protein 1. The transcript has a single exon. The record is from RefSeq and is a predicted model, not a curated record. The coding region runs from base 111 to 566 and encodes 151 amino acids. NCBI's taxonomy places the organism in Eukaryota, Viridiplantae, Streptophyta, Magnoliopsida, Poales, Poaceae. Gene Ontology annotation, biological process: protein folding; response to heat; response to hydrogen peroxide.